Messenger RNA from Arabidopsis arenosa, 1862 nucleotides. NCBI's taxonomy places the organism in Eukaryota, Viridiplantae, Streptophyta, Magnoliopsida, Brassicales, Brassicaceae. The record is from the annotation of a GenBank genome assembly.
GCAAACCUUUUAUCACUUCUGUAGGUUUCUUGACAUGGUAUCAGAGCCUAGAUCUGACCUCUCUUGAUCUAGGUUUCAAUUAAUUUCCGCUUAUUUACUUCGUUCUUUGACCUAAUCUUUGUUAAAAUCUCUGUUAACAAAGAAAUUUCUUAAAAAGAUAAUGAGUGCAUCAUCAUCUUCUUCUUCAACGAGCUCUGCUCUUUCUUCUACAUCCGUUGACACCAAAAGGAAGACAAUUUCUCCAUAUGACUUGUCUUCCAGUGAUAAUCCAGGCAUCAUAAUCUCGAGACCUUUACUGCGCGGUCCGAACUAUGAAGCUUGGGCAACAAACAUAAGAUUGGCUUUAACUGCUCGCAAGAAAUUUGGAUUUGCUGAUGGAUCCAUUCCAAAACCAGGAGAAGAUUCUGAAAAUUUCGAAGAUUGGGUUGCAAACAACGCUUUGGUGGUCUCGUGGAUGAAGCUGACCAUUGAAGAAAAUAUCUCAGACUCUAUCUCUCACUUGGAUGAUUCACACGAACUCUGGACACACAUACAAAAACGUUAUGGCGUGAAGAAUGGGCAGAGAGUUCAAAGAUUGAAGACUGAAUUGGCAACAUGUCGCCAAAGAGGAACGAGUCUCGAUGAGUAUUACGGCAAACUCUCGAGUCUGUGGAAGAGCUUGUCAGAUUAUCAACAAGCAAAAACAAUGGAGGAUGUUCGAAAGGAGAGAGAAGAGGACAAGCUGCAUCAACUAUUGAUGGGUCUUGACGAGUCGAUUUAUGGCACGGUAAAAUCAUCACUUCUCUCUCGUGUUCCUUUGCCAUCCUUGGAAGAGGCAUAUAAUGUGUUGCAGCAAGAAGAUGAAUCAAAAUCGGCGAGUCGUUUUCACGCUGAGAGGACUGAUGGCGUGAGCUUUGCGGUCCAAACACAGUCACGACAAGUUUCAUAUGAGGACCACCGAAAUCACACUUGCAAACUCUGUGGGAAAAUUGGCCACUUCGAUGAAAACUGUUUCAAAAAGAUUGGAUAUCCACCAUGGUGGGUAGAGAAGCCAAGAAACAAAUCGAAUCAAGCAUCCAACGGUGGUCGCGUGACAACUUCAGCUCCAUUACAAUCCUCACGUGGUCGUGGAUCUGCGGACGUUUCUCGCGGCGGCCAAGCUAAUGCCAUGGUGGUUUCUCGUCCUUCGGUCUCAGCAUUAAACACCACCGUGAUAACUGAUUCUGAUAGAGUGGGAUUAAGCGGGCUGAAUGACCACCAAUGGAAGUCGUUGGUUCAGAUGCUUGAAGAGAGACAACCCACAUCGACAGAUCGUCUUAACGGUACGUGGUUUCUUGAAUCUUGGAUUAUAGACACUGGGGCUUCUAACCACAUGACAGGUUCAUUAGAUUUUUUGAAUGAAGUUUGCGACAUGCCUCCAGUCUUAAUUAAACUUCCGGAUGGUCGAUUUACUACUUCGACACGUCAAGGAACAGUUCAGUUGGGCUCUUCUCUGCGGUUGUCUGCAGUGUAUUUAGUUGAUGAGCUGAAAUGUCAUUUAAUCUCCGUAUCACAGCUGACUCGUGAUAGUGGUUGUGUGUUUCAGAUCACUGAUCGUCUAUGUGUGGUCCAGGAGCGCAUUUCGAGGACGGUGAUUGGUGCGGUUAUGGCACAAGCGUUUAGGACAUCCUUCUUCUAAAGUUUUGAAUUUGUUGGAGUUUUCUAGUAGUUGUAGUUCUUUCGAUUCACACUCUUGUGAGAUUUGUAUUCGCGCAAAACAUUCAAGAGAUUCUUUUCCAUUAAGCAAUACUACUUCUCACAAGGCUUUUGAUCUAAUUCACUGUGAUCUUUGGGGACCAUAUCGAACUACGGCACUAUGUGGAUCCCGAUUUUUCUUAACCAUU